UAUCGUUACUUCCAUCGCCUCUUCACUAUCUUCCUCCUCUUCCACGAGAGUUGAAAAACCACCGCUUUGUUCGUUCGUCCAAUCAGAGCGAUACAUUUCGGGUUGACGCAUAUACAUACACAUCAUCAUCAUCAUCAUCAUCAUCUGCAGACUCUCAAGGACGAAGAAGACGACGAAAGAUGGUGAGGAUCAUUCCCAUGGCGUCCUCAUUCCGACCUUCCCUCGGCUGUUUCUCCGCAUCUCCUCGCUUCUCUACCUCUCUCUCUUCCUUCAAUCGCUCGCGCACCGUUCCUUGCACCCGUUUCUCCGGCGCUGUUCAUCAUUCACUACACUGUGGGCUGAAGUCCUCUACGUUGUUGAGAAGGGGGGUUAACAGCUUUGGAGUGGCAGCAUUUGGGGAUGCAGCUCAAGCAAGCACAACUGCUGCCCAGGAGGAUCUUCUGGAGUGGGUCAAAAAGGACAAGAGAAGGAUGCUUCAUGUAGUUUAUCGUGUCGGGGACAUGGACCGGACAAUAAAAUUCUAUACUGAAUGUCUGGGAAUGAAGCUUCUACGCAAACGUGAUAUACCAGAAGAGAAAUAUACAAAUGCAUUCCUUGGUUAUGGGCCUGAAGAUUCGCACUUUGUGAUUGAGCUAACGUAUAAUUAUGGGGUCGACAAUUAUGACAUUGGAGAUGGCUUUGGACACUUCGGUAUUGCAGUUGAGGAUGUUGCAAAAACUGUUGAGCUUAUAAAAGCCAAAGGUGGCAAAGUUACCCGAGAGCCUGGUGCUGUCAAGGGUGGCAAAACUGUAAUUGCUUUUAUAGAAGAUCCUGAUGGCUACAAGUUUGAACUCUUGGAAAGAGGUCCUACACCAGAACCUCUCUGUCAAGUUAUGCUUCGUGUUGGUGAUCUCAAUAGGUCCAUAAAUUUCUUUGAGAAGGCUUUCGGAAUGGAGCUUCUCCGGACAAGAGACAAUCCAGACUACAAGUACACGAUAGCCAUGAUGGGAUAUGGUCCAGAAGAUAAAAGUGCAGUUCUUGAGCUGACAUAUAAUUAUGGCGUCACAGAAUAUGCAAAAGGGAAUGCUUACGCUCAGAUUGCUAUAGGCACAGAUGACGUCUACAAAACCGCUGAGGCAAUAAAACUCUGUGGAGGAAAAAUCACCCGGGAACCUGGGCCAUUACCUGGUAUUAAUACCAAGAUUACUGCAUGCUUAGAUCCUGAUGGUUGGAAGACGGUAUUUGUUGACAACAUCGAUUUCCUGAAAGAGCUGGAGUGAGCAACCAAAGAAGGGAGCAACCAAAACGCCUGGAACCGGGUCUGAACAGGAGCAAAAGACACAUCGGAAUCCUAAUCUGUUCCCUACUAUUAGCUUUGAAGAAAUACUCUGGCCAGCCUCGUCUUCAUAGAGCAAGCAAGACAGGUAAUCUAAGUCAUUUAAUGCACAAUCUGUUUGGAUUCGAUCUUUCUACAGUGGUUAUAUUAGUUCACUAUUGUUAGAAACGCUGCUGUGAUUAGUGUAGUUUGUUCAAAAACUGCACUGAUGUCACGUCGUGUAAAUCAGGGAGUUGCAAAUUUACCAUUAGAAAGAGUGAAUAAAAGUUUCAGAUUGGUUUCGCUUU
Molecule: messenger RNA, 1602 nt
Organism: Tarenaya hassleriana
Lineage: Eukaryota; Viridiplantae; Streptophyta; Magnoliopsida; Brassicales; Cleomaceae
Product: probable lactoylglutathione lyase, chloroplastic
Exons: 9
Coding region: 180-1259 (359 amino acids)
Cellular component (GO): cytoplasm
Molecular function (GO): metal ion binding; lactoylglutathione lyase activity
Source: RefSeq, a predicted model, not a curated record